GUGGAAGGCGUGGCCGUGGGAUACUAGCGGCAGCAACGCCGAGUCUGGGUGUACAGCUGGACGCGAUGGCUACGUGGGCCGAGCGGCUGGCGGGCGUGCGGGGAGUGCUGCUUGACAUCUCCGGCGUGCUGUAUGACAGUGGCACAGGCGGCGGAGCCGCCAUUGCGGGCUCCGUGGAGGCGGUGGCGAGACUGAAGAGGUCCCCGUUGAAGGUGAGAUUCUGCACCAAUGAGUCCCAGAAGUCCCGGAGAGAGCUGGUGGGGUUGCUUCAGCGGCUGGGAUUUGACAUCUCAGAAGGGGAGGUAACCGCCCCUGCACCAGCCACCUGCCAGAUCCUGAAGGAGCGAGGCCUGCGCCCACACCUGCUCAUCCAUGAUGGGGUCCGCUCAGAAUUUGAUGACAUUGACAUGGUCAACCCAAACUGUGUCGUGAUUGCGGAUGCUGGUGAAGGCUUUUCCUAUGAGAAUAUGAACAGAGCCUUCCGAGUGCUCAUGGAGCUGGAAAACCCUGUGCUCAUAUCACUGGGAAAGGGACGCUACUACAAGGAGACCUCUGGCCUUAUGCUGGAUGUUGGAGCCUAUAUGAAGGCACUCGAGUAUGCCUGUGGUGUUGAGGCUGAAGUGGUCGGGAAACCUUCCCCCGAGUUCUUCAAGUCGGCCCUACAAGCCAUAGGUGUGGAAGCUCACCAGGCCAUCAUGAUUGGCGACGACAUCGUGGGGGAUGUUGGCGGCGCCCAGCAGUGUGGGAUGAGAGCAUUGCAGGUGCGGACCGGAAAGUUCAGGCCUAGCGAUGAGCAUCAUCCGGAAGUGAAGGCUGACGGGUACGUGGACAACCUUGCGGAGGCUGUGGACCUGCUGCUGCAGCACAUGGACAAGUGACAGGCCUUCAGGGACAGUGGACAAGUGCACCACCCUGUGCCCACACUUCUUUCCACCACUGUGCUCCCCUCCCCCACGCUUCGAGGCCCCAGGCUACCCAAAGCUCUGCUGGCCCUGCCCUCUGCCCUCUGCCCACUGCUGGCAUAGGCAGGUGCAGGCAUUUCUGGGAUGCUUGUCCCUUGGCCAGAGCCAGCCCUCCCCUUCCUCAGCAUCCCUCUACUAGUUCCCUGUCAGCCUUCCUCCCUCCCCAGCCUCUGGGUGGAGGUUUGUUCCCUACCUAUAUCGCCUGCUCCCCUCCCUGGCCCAUGUCAUAUUUCCAUUAGUGACCUCCAGGAAGGUACAAGAGACCUGUCAGGCUUCCAGAAAAUGAAACCCUCAGACAUGGGCUGGAAGGUCCCCCUGAGUCCCUGAAUUCCUUCAGUCACCAUUGGUAGGUGGGCCUUUAAUUGGUACCAUCCAAUUGGAUGAGGCAUGUUGACUCCUCUUUGAACUCUCUGAUGUGAGUGAGGAGCCUGCAGAAAACUCAGGGGCCUGCCCUGCACAAUGCGGGAAGCCCAGAGCUGAGCCAGCCUGCCCACCACUCACAGCCCUCCCUGGCCCCAGUCAGAGUGACUGAUGAGCAGUCUGCCCCCUCCCGCUUCCCUCAGGAAACAAUGCCAGCCCACUGUUCUUCCUGUCCCCAUGAGUUACCCAGACAUGGGCUGGGGAGCUCUCAGGAAACUGAAGAUACCCUCCCACAGAGCAGAAAUGUCCACCUCUACAGUCUAGGCUGCGGCAUAGAGAGUACCUUGGAGUUAGGAUGGACAGACAGACUUGAAUGUGCUGGAGUUAGGAUGGACAGACAGACUUGAAUGUGCUGUGCCCAGUGCACAGCACAAACUAAUGGUUCAAUAAACGUGGCCUCAACAGUC
Messenger RNA from Onychomys torridus (southern grasshopper mouse), 1789 nucleotides. RefSeq names its product phospholysine phosphohistidine inorganic pyrophosphate phosphatase (gene Lhpp). Gene Ontology annotation, biological process: dephosphorylation. Gene Ontology annotation, molecular function: inorganic diphosphate phosphatase activity; phosphatase activity. Gene Ontology annotation, cellular component: cytosol. The record is from RefSeq and is a predicted model, not a curated record. Bases 66 to 878 code for a protein of 270 amino acids. The transcript is spliced from 7 exons. Lineage: Eukaryota; Metazoa; Chordata; Mammalia; Rodentia; Cricetidae.